CUCACGAAGGGUCGUGAGCCGGCAUCAUCAGCUUCACCUGGGAACUGAUUACAAAUGCAAAUUUCCUCCGCCCCACCCAGACCCACGCCACUGGCAGCUGUGGAGUGCAGGGCAGCGACGCGCGCGUUAACAGCCUUCCAGCUGCGCAGCCAUCCCGCUCCUCCACCCCGAGCCAUGAAUCUCAGCAGCACCAGCAGCACGGAGGAAAAGGCAGUGACGACCGUGCUCUGGGGCUGCGAGCUCAGCCAGGAGAGGCGGACUUGGACCUUCAGACCCCAGCCGAAGGGGAAGCAGGACUGCAAGCUGUUGCUUCAUACGAUUUGCUUAGGGGAGAAAGCCAAAGAGGAGAUGCAUCGCGUGGAGAUCCUGCCUCCAGGAAACCGGGAGGACAAGAAGACGCAGCCGGUCACCAUCGCCUCACUCCAGGCCUCAGUCCUCCCCAUGGUGCGCCUUUCCAUGCUGGUUGGAAAACUGCCACCAGCCCCAGCCUCACCCUCACCCUUUGGGGGGGAAUGGACACACACGAGGGUCACCAUGGUUGGAGUACAGCUUUCUCCCCCAAUUACUUUCCAACUCCGGGCUGGCUCAGGACCUGUGUUCCUCAGUGGCCAUGAGCGUUAUGAAACGUCAGACCUAACCUGGGAGGAGGAGGAGGAGGAGGAAGGGGAAGAGGAUGAAGAGGAAGAGGAGGAGGAAGAUGAUGAGGAUGAGGAUGUAGAUAUAUCUCUGGAGGAGGAAUCCCCUGUCAAACAGGGCAAAAGGCUGGUGCCCCAGAAGCCGACGAGCGUAGCUAAGAAAAAAAAGCUGGAAAAAGAACAAGAGGAAGUAAGGACAUUUUUGGGCCAGGUGUGGUGGUACACACCUGCAGUCCCAGCUAUUCGGGAGGCUGAGGCAGGAGGAUCACGUGAGCCCGGGAGGUCAAGGCUGCAGUGAGCUGUGAUGGUGUAACUGCACUCCAGCCUGGGCAACAGAGCCAGACCCCAUCUGAAAAACAAAGACAUUUGUGACAAGUAACCAAAGAUGGAAGCCUAAGGAAAACAUACAUGUGCAUGCAUGUGUUCACACACACACACACCCCUUUGUUUAAAAAGAGUCAGAAUGGGCCAGUCGCAAUGGCUUACACCUGUAAUCCCAGCACUUUGGGAGGCCGAGGCCGGUAGAUCAUGAGGUGAAGAGAUCGAGACCAUCCUGGGCAACAUGGUGAAACCCCAUCUCUAUUAAAAAUACAAAAAUUAGCUGAGCGUGGUGGCAUGAGCCUGUAAUUCCAGCUACUCAGGAGGCUGAGCGGGGAGAAUUGCUUCAACCCAGGGGGCGGAGGUUGCAGUGAGCCGAGAUCCCGACACUGCACUCCAGCCUGGGCAACAGAGCAAGACUGUUUCCAACAGCAAUGAAGAGAGUCUGAGUGGUCCCCAGGGUGGGCACUGGGAGGGCUGUGCCACUGGUCUGGAGCUGAGCUCUCUCCCUGACCCCCAUCCCACUCCUGGUCCACUCCACCCUGUUGCAGACCCAGAGUUAGAGACAAGAGCCCUGAGAAGAAGGUGAGUAGGACCAGAGGGUGAGCCCCUGGGACAGGCAGGUGCUCUUUGGGGAGGCUGCCUGGGCUGGAGGAGGGAAUGGGACCCUGGAGCCCUGCCUUCCCUCCACAGGCCAAAGCCAUACCCAGAUCCAAAAAGCCAGGAUUCAAGAAAUGAGGAGCUACGCCUUGGGGGCCACGAUGCAGAGUGGGCCUUCCCCGGCCUCUGCUGCAGGGAGGGGGCACCCCUGCCCCACCCCUGCAUUUGUCUGAAUGUGACAGCGGUAUUGUGGGGGCAACACAAGAGCCCCUCACCCCCAACUCUCCACUUUCAGGAGGCCCCGAGUAAAGACCCCCGCCUCUGGUCACAAUAAAGUUGUCUGGUCAGGA
Molecule: messenger RNA, 1903 nt
Organism: Callithrix jacchus (white-tufted-ear marmoset)
Lineage: Eukaryota; Metazoa; Chordata; Mammalia; Primates; Cebidae
Source: RefSeq, a predicted model, not a curated record